AUGGCUCUAGCUAUCUCCCACGAGGAUACUCAGAUUUUGUUAAAAGACAAGAAUGUACUACAGGACUCGGUCUUGAACAAAUACAGAACAGCUGGGCAAAUCGCACAAACUGCUCUGAAAUAUGUCACCUCUUUGAUCAAUGAUUCGUACCAUACCAAGACUGCUCAGCGUCAACUAUCUGUCUCAGAGUUAUGUUUGUUGACAGAUUCCUUUGUGCUGACUCGCUUGGAACAGCACUACAAAAACAAAGUCAAUGAAAGAGGUAUUGCUAUUCCAACUACCAUCGAUAUUGACCAAAUUUCCGGCGGAUGGAGUCCAGAAAUUGACGAUACACAAAACUUGUUAAACUGGAACAAAAACAAAGAUUCCACAUUUUCAUCUUCCGUAACCGGUAUCUUGAGAGCAGGCGAUCUGGUCAAAAUUACGUUGGGUGUCCACAUUGAUGGUUACACUUCCGAAGUUUCUCAUACCAUGGUUAUUUACCCAGUCGAUGAAGCCAAUUCUACUCCUCAACCAACCGGACCAUUGUUAGGUGGUAAGGCUGAUGCUGUAGCUGCCGCUCACAUUGCUAUGGAAACAGUAGUCGCAUUAUUAGCUUGUGCUUUAACACCAGAAAAACUGCCUGCUUCUUUAGGUGGGGCUUCAAAGGGCAUUACAGGUCAACUAAUCAGAACUAUUGUAGACACUAUUGCCAGAUCCUACAACUGUGGUAUUGUCCCUGGUUCUCGUGUAAGAAGAAUCAGAAGGUUUUUAGCUGGCCAAAACGAAGGUAUUGUUGCCGAAAAAGAAUACAAAGGUGUUAUUUGGGCAGAAUCCCAUCAAGAGGCAGAACUUUUGUCUAACACUAAUGCCAAGGAUUUGGCUGUGGUAGAUCGCGGCCAGUCUACUCCGUUUACUAGCGCUUCUGCUAUUCCAAGUGAUGAUUUCGUUGUACAAUCAGGUGAAGUUUAUUUGAUCGAUUUAAAGAUGGCAUCUUUGGAACAUUGUAGCAAAAAGGGUUUGGUCACUUUGGAAACUGUAGAUUCAUAUGUUGGUAAAUCUCACAAGGAAGGUGAGUUGAUCGCUAGACCUGGUGUGUAUGUCAGAGAUUUCGCUCAAGUCCAUAUUCUUAAACUAAAGACCGCAAGACAACUAUUAACCAAGAUUGAUAGACAAGGUGUUUACCCAUUCAAGUUAUCUCAUUUAUCCUCCAACUUCCCAUUCGUCGAUGAAAACGAAGAAGAACUUCAGAAUCUAAAGAAGGAUUUGAGAUCAUUUAGACUUGGAAUGAGUGAAAUUUCCAACAAUUACUUAUGUGUGGAAAGUCCAAUACAAAUUGCUAGAUGGAUUCCAUGGGACCAUAUUUUGAAGGCCACUAACUCAAACGGUAAUUUGAGUUAUGAUGCCACUACUACAUUAACAUUACCUGGUCAUGAAUUGCCUUUACCAAAAUUGGGUGUUUCAGCUAUCAAACUUAAAUCCUUAUUAAAUUCAACUAAUGAAUCUAUUUCUUUACCAGUUGCACGUGAAUGUAAUACUGUCGUAUUGUGUGACGCCAGUGUAAGUACAACCGACAGACCAGAAUUAUUGAGAUUAACUGGCGGUUCCAAGACUUGUCAACCAAGUUGGAUUCACUCCCAACAUGAAUUGAACCCUGAAGACUCAAUUGUUCAAGGUAUCUUUCAAUUGGCUACUUUGGCUAAGGAUAAGAGAUUUGGGCUUCUAUUGAAGGAAACACAACCAAUGAAGCAGAAAAGUGUUGUCACAUCAAAUGUUGAAGUUGAAGAAACGAUGAAGAUGUAA
This is a messenger RNA of Saccharomyces eubayanus, 1782 nucleotides long. It is a transcript of the gene ARX1, whose product is annotated as putative hydrolase. Bases 1 to 1782 code for a protein of 593 amino acids. The transcript has a single exon. The record is from RefSeq and is a predicted model, not a curated record. NCBI's taxonomy places the organism in Eukaryota, Fungi, Ascomycota, Saccharomycetes, Saccharomycetales, Saccharomycetaceae.